ACAGACUUGUGAUGAUUUUAUGAACACAGCGCGUCAAGAAUUUGCAAAGGACUCGCGAAGGUCUAAGAACAAAAGCAGCGGUUUUCCUAACAGAAAAACGCCCCUCUUGUCCUUAAAACUCGGCGCCAACUCUGCAAAAUUUUGACAUGAUGUGAACAUACAAUUCUACUAUUCCAUCCAAGCAUUCCCAGCAACAUGGCGAUAUGGCAAUGCGAGUAAUUUCUUUCGAGCAACAAAAAUUUAUUAAAUAUAUCAAAAGAAAGAGCGCAUUACGAUUAGAAAUUAUCGCAGCAAAACGGAUUAUUUACAUACGUGGAUUAUUAAAACUCAUUGCAAUUGGAAGUGCUGACAGAUUACUGCCAAAUUCCGAUCAGAUGUGUCUCCAGAAGCGUCGACAGACUGUUAUCAAACGCAGAUCAGAUCUGUCACAAGAAGUGUUGACAGAUUGCAACCAAAAGCUUACCAGAUCUAUCUCCAGAAACGUCGACAGAUUGUUAUCAAACGCAGAUCAGAUCUGUCGCUAGAAACGUUGACAGAUUGCGACCAAACGCAGACCAGAUAUGUCUCCAGAAGCGUCGACAAAUUGGCGACAAAUAUGUAAAACUUAAGAUCCGUAUUUACAGUCGGAAUUCUACCGGAGAAUCUGUUACAGCUAUGCUUCAGCUUUCAUACUGAGAUAAUAUAUAAUACGUGUGAUGUUUAGCUUCGACUAAUUGAAGUGAAAAGCAAUUACAUUGCUUUUCACUGCAAUAGACGCUACACAGUGUACGCAUAAUGUUAUCUCAAUAUGAAAGCUUAAGCACAGCUGUAACCAAUUCUCCGGUACAAUCCCGACUGUGAAUAUGGAUCUUACGUUUUACGCAUAUCUGUAUCGCCAAUCUAUAUAUAAUAUAAGCUUAAACGGCUAAUAUUAUAUAAGAAAGGGACUUCAAUAGAAUUACAUAAAACAUUUACAUCGAGUUGUUUAAUACAAUUAUUUAAUAAAAAAGUUUAUAUCAUUCUCUUCAUGGAAAUUACAAUAUGUAUUACAUAUUUUUAACUAUCACCUCUACAUCCACAAUCCAUUUAAACUGAUUGGAGGCCUGAUUUACAAUUCGCUUUUGAAUCGAUACAUUCAACUUGAAAGAUAUCGGACAAAUCCGACAGUGCGGAUUCAAACUCGGAACUCUCAUUUA
Pseudomyrmex gracilis is the source of this 1175-nucleotide messenger RNA. RefSeq lists its product as uncharacterized. The record is from RefSeq and is a predicted model, not a curated record. The coding region runs from base 204 to 524 and encodes 106 amino acids. The transcript is spliced from 5 exons. Lineage: Eukaryota; Metazoa; Arthropoda; Insecta; Hymenoptera; Formicidae.